GCAUAUUAAUAUAUGUUUUUCCCUUUCAAAGAGACUGAAGAAGCGAGCAAAGAAAACGUUGGAAAAAAAGGGAGGAUAGCUAUAAACGGAAGGCAAGGAUAGGAAAAGAAGUCUUUUCUGGAGUCACAUCAGUGUUGAAAGAAGGUUUCUGUUCAGAAGGGCUUGCGCAUGAAACUGACUGCCCAGCUCCAUUGAAUAUGGGGUCAUCUAAUGCUGAAAAAGGAUUUAGUGGUGGCCAUUCCUCAAGCAGUAAAUUAGGUUUAAAAGAAGAAUCUGGGACAUGCAACACGUGUGCUCCCUCAUGCUCACCAUGUCUGCAUUCUGAACAAGUGACGUCAAUGGCAACUAAGACCAAUGGUUUUUCAGGUGAAGCCUGCAAAAAAAAGGAUAGUAAUUGUUGCUCUUUUAAUGAUGCUGAUUUGUCAUCUCCUCGGGUAAAUAGUGCUUGCAAUGAUAGACAUCAUACAAGCAGUGAGACAAGCCAGCCUCUCAGUGCAUGUUUGAGUCGCGAAUCCUUCUCUGAAAAUGCAGAGAGUGAAGAAACAUUGAGGGAUUGUAACACCUCCGAAGGCAUUAAGAUGAUUAGAAAACCAAACUUGUGCCAAAAUUCUGCUGAUAAUUGUGGUUCAUUGAAAUCAUCAAUCUUUCAUGAUAAGGUUGUCUCGAAUCAGCUUGAGAAGCAGAAGGAAUUGGAGUGUCAUGGAGAUAACAUCGCUUUUAUUUGUGGAUCAGACUAUGUGAAGACAAGGGGUGGUGGCCAUAAUAGUGAUGCAGACAAGAAAAAUUUGUCUUAUAGAUCAGCUUCAGUUGAUAGUUUCUCUGAGACUGAAAAGGCAGUUAAUGCUCAGCCUGCUUCUUCUUGUUUAGUUGGUAGUCCUUGUGACGAGGUAGACAAUAAUCAUCCAAGGAGGUCAAAUAGAUCUACCAAUGUGUCUUCUCAGGAGAUUUUGUGUUGUUCAAACAAAUCAGACUUAUCAGAAAUUUCAUCCUUGCGAGAUUCCUGUGCUGGAGCUAGCUCGGCAAAGGGAGAACGUUCUGACUGCUCAGAGGAACAAGUCCAAUCAUCUUUCGUGAGAGCAGAUGCCCUACGGAUUGGCAGUCAGAUCGGUGAUGAACAUAACUCUGCUGAAUCUAUUCAACCUGAAACUGGAAUAAAUGGAGGAGAGCAAACAGCUGAAGUAAAGUCCACUACAGUGGUCAAGGACGUUAAUAUGGAGGAAAGUACUAUUGUCUCAAGGCCUUAUGCUUGUAGUGAUGGAUCUGACAGCUUGGAGUUGGAAGUAAAAGUUUGUGAUAUAUGUGGUGACAUAGGACGAGAGGAGUUGCUUGCUAUUUGUAGCAAGUGCAAUGAUGGGGCAGAACACAUUUAUUGCAUGCGGGUAAAGAUGGACAAUGUCCCCAAAAGUGAUUGGAUGUGUGAGGAAUGCAUGCUCGGUAAAGAAACUGAGAAGCAAAAGCAAGACAAAAUAGAGGAAGGAGUUGGGAUAUUUAAAAAAUCAAAUACUUUGGAACCAGAAACCAAGGUUGAGGAAAGCGAAGCAUAUAAAGUUAGUUCAAGCCGUUUGUUCUCUUUUAAGAGACCUGCUGGCGGUUUACAAGUAGUGAGAAAGAGGCCUUUUGAAACAGUUUUGAAAUCACCUAGCACUUCAAGUUCCAGCAGCAAAACUUCAAUGCAUCAAUCUGGAGGCAACUCUUCUAGCACUACUCUGAAAACUGUGUGCAUUCCUACUGAAUCAAGUAUUAAAUCACCUAAAUUGUCAUCACAAUCUCAGGUGUUGAGGGGAUCUCUUUUGAAGUCAAAAUCAUUUUCUGCUAUGAGCUCAAAAGAGGAUGUCCAGCUGCUCAAGGAAGGUGGUAGCCGCAUGCAAGGAUUUGCUAAAGACACUGCUGCAAGUGACAGCAAACGGGGAGUUCUAAUGAUGUCUAAAUCAAUGUCAUUGAAGAAUAUGAGGUCAUAUGGUGUGAAUAAUAGUAAUGCUGAUAGCAGAUUAUGUCCUAAUUUUUCUCAUGGUGAGGAUUUGAAGAGAUCAAGGCAUGCAAAAGGACAGCAUUCAACCAAUACAGAAAAGAAAUUGAGAUUAGCCAACAGUGAUUCGUUUUUAUUAGUGGCUGAUAAAAGAAUUGCAUCUCCUAGCAACAAUAGUUUGCGACAGUCUUCCAGUUCCUCUUGUCAUGAUCUAAUUGCUGUGAAGGCUCAUGAAAUAUCGGAUAAUUCAUUGAAAAUUUCUGGUCACUCUGCACAAGGAGGUUCUGCAAGUGAAGAGAAAAAGAGAGUUGUCAAUGUGAGGCGGCAUGCUGCGUACUCUGUAGAAGUAGUGCCUGCCACCUGUACAAAUCAGUCAAAUGCCAAUGUCCUUCCUGAUGAACAGCCUUGCCUCAGAGAUUUGUCUAUGUUUGCGUCUUCAUUACAUAUGCCUUCUUGGAUUUCUGCUGUUCCACAGCUAGAUUAUAUAUGGCAAGGCAAGUUUGAAAUUCAAAGGAGUGGAGGACUUCCAUUUACUUGUGAUGGAAUUCAAGCACACUUGUCAACGUGUGGCUCACAUAAAGUAGUUGAAGUAGUGCAGAAACUGCCUCAAAAACUAUUGUUGGAGGAAGUACCUCGAUUGAGCAUGUGGCCAACUCAAUUCAUGAAAAGUCAUGCGACUGAAGAUAAUAUUGCUCUCUACUUUUUUGCAAAAGACCUCAACAGUUAUGAGAGAAGCUAUGAGAACUUGUUGGAUAGGAUGAUUAAGAAUGAAGUCAGCCUCAAAGGGAACUUUGGCGGGGUUGAUCUUUUAAUAUUCACUUCUAACCUACUUCCAGAAAAAUCUCGGCGUUGGAAUAACUUGCUGUUUUUAUGGGGUGUAUUUGGAGGAAAGGGGGUUCAUUGCUUAGGAAAGAUUCCAGGCAUGUCUGCUUCUGAGAAUUUGCUCCCUCCUGGAAAGUCAAGUGAAAGUAUAUCCGCAUCCUUGGUAUCUUAUAAUACUCAACAAACAUUAAACUCCAUCACUUUGCUCGACUCACAAGCAGUUACUUCUGGAAGAAUGGUUGAAGUUUGUGAAACCAAAGCUUCUUGGGAACAGAAACCUCCAGAUUUACAAACAAGUUGCAGUCAACCAAUGGGCAGAGUUGAUGGUGAAAUGGAAAAUGAGCAGUUUUCCAGAGCUGACUCAUCUCAGUGUUUCCUGCAGAGGCAAGAAAGAGACUCGAAGAGAAGACCCGAAAUUGAUCUCAACAAUUCUCUUCAAGAAAGCGAAGAAUAUGCUGAAGAUUGUACAGAGGCUGAUGGAAGAAAUGACUGCAAGAGGUUGAAGAGUUGUUUUAGUGGAAUGGACAUAGGUAAUAAUAAUAUUAAAGAUAUAAAUGAGAGAUGUUCCAUUGCUAUAAAUGGAAAAGUUCCUAGCAUUCCUGCUGAGUUUAAGUGCGAUGGAGCUUAUGAUAUGUUGAUAUUUUCUCCAGAAUUAGAUUCAUUAGGUGAUAAGAAUCGGUGGAAGUCCUUGCAGCAGCAAGUUGUUUCAAAUGACAGUGGGAAUCGACUAGAUUCCAGUGUUUCAAGUCUUGAGCUUAAGCUUGGGGUUGAAAGGAGUCCUUCAGAUCAGGGAAUUAUGCCCCCGUUUUUCAUGCUGAUGGGCAGUAAAGGUUUACAUGAAGGGAACUCUGAUAGAGAAACAAGUGGUGAUACUAAUCCUUCACUUGCGCUUUCCCUUGCAUUGCCUUAUCCUAAGAAGGGCGGAGUAUUGAAACUUGAUUCAGAAAUGCAGGUACCCAAGUGCCCGGAGGUGAACACUACCCUGUCUCUUUUUGGUGUAUCUUCAGACUCUUAGGUAGAGAAUAAUGGCAUGUAAAUAGAGUUCAGGACAGUGAUAUCAUGGUGUAUACUCGCCUUACAGAUAAUGACCUAUAGGAUGAUAGUUUUCCAAACUUUAAUAUGAAAUCAUACACAGAAGCUUUCUCACCUGUUUAUGAAUGGUGGAUUUACCUUUCUUUA
Messenger RNA from Theobroma cacao (cacao), 3967 nucleotides. Its product is annotated as protein PARALOG OF AIPP2-like. NCBI's taxonomy places the organism in Eukaryota, Viridiplantae, Streptophyta, Magnoliopsida, Malvales, Malvaceae. The record is from RefSeq and is a predicted model, not a curated record. Gene Ontology annotation, molecular function: histone reader activity. Gene Ontology annotation, biological process: negative regulation of transcription elongation by RNA polymerase II.